Messenger RNA from Gossypium raimondii (Peruvian cotton), 568 nucleotides. RefSeq lists its product as uncharacterized. The record is from RefSeq and is a predicted model, not a curated record. The coding region runs from base 110 to 568 and encodes 152 amino acids. NCBI's taxonomy places the organism in Eukaryota, Viridiplantae, Streptophyta, Magnoliopsida, Malvales, Malvaceae. Gene Ontology annotation, biological process: shoot system development; root development. The transcript is spliced from 2 exons.
CCUGUUGUAGCCGAUGUUGAGGAUAAAUUGCGCCGGUUAAGAGCCUUGGAAGCAACAUCAUCUUCUCCAUCAAGUCUAUGUAAGAACUUGGCUACUCUAAAGGAGAUGUAUGAAUGUGCUGAUAACCUACUUCAGUUGCAAGCCACCCAGAAGGCUUUCUCAAAUGAAAGACGACAUGAAAUUAGUAGAUGAUAUGUUGGAUGGAUCUCUUAAGUUAUUGGACACAUGUAGCUCGUCCAAGGACGCUCUUUCUCAGAUCAAAGGUUGCGUUCGAGAUUUUGAAUCGUCCCUCCGCAGGAAGAUUCGUUGCAAAUCAAGCCUAGUGAAUGAGAUUAGGGAGUACUUCAUCUCAAGGAAACAAGUAAAUAAAAUUGUUUGCAACUGCUUUGGCAACAUGAAGAGGAUGCAAAAAAGUAACGCGACGCUCGUGGAGAGUGACAAUGACUUGGUGGCCUUGGCGAGCAUGCUCAACGAAGUUGAGGCUCAAGAACUUGAAGAGGGAUUAGAGUGUGGCUUUAGGUGUUUGAUUAAAACUAGAAUGUCCCUUCUCAACCUACUCAACCAUUAA